Messenger RNA from Arthroderma uncinatum, 2790 nucleotides. Its product is annotated as WD repeat-containing protein 44. Lineage: Eukaryota; Fungi; Ascomycota; Eurotiomycetes; Onygenales; Arthrodermataceae. The transcript is spliced from 5 exons. The record is from RefSeq and is a predicted model, not a curated record. Bases 1 to 2790 code for a protein of 929 amino acids. Gene Ontology annotation, molecular function: protein binding.
AUGGCGGAUGCAAAAUAUGCCACUUCCCAGACGGAUCCUGCUGCCACGCUGCGCCGUGAGACAUCGGAGGGCCUUCGGAGAGGCUCAGGGAGUAUGGACGGCGCGACUAUCGUGAAUCAACCGCGACUAGUAGCACCUGGGGAUGCGAAUUCGACGAAUGAUGGCUCCCUCUACGCGAACAGCCACCAGAAUGCGACCUCCGAGGGCCCGAAGGACGGCAGCGGCUCCUGGGCUCAACCGACCACCACAGGCGCGAGCCUCAGAACUCAGAUGUCACAGAUGUCACAGAUGUCGGCAUCCGGACGCCAGAAACAAUUGCCUAGCUCUUCAAUCUCUCGCUACGAUACACAGGACCAGUCGCCUAUUGACCCGUUAUCCCAGCAUAUCCUGAAGAGAACAAACACAGAGAGAUCGCUCUCCGCCAGGGUCAGGCCGCGGCACUCCUUCGAGAAUGAACCGCUAAACUCAGAUGGCCACUUGCCACGACUCUCCGAAGACGGCCCGUCUCCCGCAAGAGCUGACGCCAGCGUAGGACAGUCGCAGACUAAGGAUAAGAAGAAGGGAGUUUCGUUCCUAAGCCGAAUAAUUGGCGGGAAGAAAAAGGGAUCAGUCUCGGAGUCAAACGAUGAUAUAUCGGAGCUAGGUGAACAACGAACUACGGGUUUAGAUGGAGAAGUCUUUGCACACCCAAUAGGGUAUAUACCACGGUACCCGCCUCCGCCAAAAUAUAUCAAAGUACGGUCCAAGCACGCAAAGAAAAAGGCGUUCGAUCGGCUUUUUCUUGCUCAGGAGCUCAGGGGGGCUCCGGUAGAGGCUGAACUGGACUCAACCGAAGCUGAAACGCAUGCAAAGGGUAAUAAGGCGGUAUGGGCAGCAGAGUUCUCUAAAGAGGGUAGAUACCUGGCCGUUGCCGGGCAAGACAAGCGUGUCCGGGUAUGGGCGAUUAUUUCAAAAGCAGAGGACAGACAUGCUCAUGAAACGGAUGAAGAGGCAAGAAACGGCCAAGCGGCUGUAAGGCUAAGCGCACCAGUCUUUAAGACGCAUCCUAUCCGGUUGUAUGAAGGCCAUACUGCUAGUAUUGUUGACUUGAGUUGGAGUAAGAAUGACUUCCUUCUUACCACGUCUAUGGACAAAACUGUGCGCCUAUGGCAUGUUACGCGGGAUGAAUGCCUGUGCUGUUUCAAGCACGGCGAUUUCGUCACCUCCAUCGUAUUUCAUCCCCGUGACGACCGGUUUUUCCUUGCUGGCUCGUUAGAUUGCAAGCUCCGGCUAUGGAGCAUCCCCGACAAGGCCGUUGCAUACAGCGUGACCAUUCCAGACAUGAUCACAGCUGUAGCGUUCACCCCAGAUGGGAAAUAUGCACUGGCAGGCUGUUUAAACGGCCUCUGUGCUAUCUAUGAGACCGAUGGGCUAAAACCGUUGUCGCAGCUUUAUGUUCGGUCUGCUCGUGGAAAAAAUGCCAAAGGAAGCAAAAUCACUGGUAUAGAUACGAUCGUUCAACCUCCUACUAAUGAGAAUGGCGCCGUGAAACUGCUCAUUACCAGCAACGAUUCCCGGAUCCGCCUUUAUAACUUCAAAGAUAGGACGCUGGAAGCUAAGCUCCGUGGCAAUGAGAAUAUGUCCAGCCAGAUUCGCGCCAGCUUUAGCAGUGAUGGACGAUAUGCCAUCUGUGGGAGCGAGGAUGGCCGAGUUUAUAUAUGGCCCCUGGAUUCUACUGAGAGAUACCCGGACAAACGGCCUAUUGAAUUCUUUGAAGCUCACAACUCGAUUGUCACCACUGCUAUAAUGGCACCUAUCGCCAGCAAGCGGGUCUUGGGGACGACAGGUGAUCUAUUAUAUGACCUAUGUAACCCACCACCUGUUACCUUGGUCAGUGCCGCGGCGUCAGUUAUUUCAAGGGAUCAGGGACGAAACGAUGAGGAACCUGUACCACCACCUACACCACAAUCCCUCCACCCACCCGGCCAGCAGAAAGCAGAGGAGUCCCCAGCAUACAUUGCACGGUCUGCACACCCCGGCGGUAACAUCAUCGUAACGGCUGAUUACCACGGUAGAAUCAAGAUAUUCCGGCAAGACUGUGGCUACCACAAACGUCGACAUGAACUCUGGGAUACGAAUUCUACGUUCUCGAGGAAACUCCUAGGUCGUACGAACUCAGUAUCCACACGACACAGCGUAGCAUCCUCGAUCGGAAAGGAAUCGAAAUCCCCCUCGGAACGGAUCCUGUUGUGGCGCAACGCAGUGGUUGGUGGCUCUGAUAACCGCAGUGUCGACAACCUUCGUGGAACCCUCGAGUCUGCUGGCCGGAGCGGUUCCCCUUCCAAGCCACGAAAGGAGAAUGGCUCCGUGGAUAUACCCAAGUUUGCGACGCCAGCCUCGCCGGCCUCCCAACGAUCCGGUGGUGGAACCUCCUUGCUUCACCCUAACAGCAAACCUCCACCAUUGACCAAGUUCCUCAGCACUAUUCAAUCAGGAGGGGCAACCCCAUACAGUCCCGGCACUGACAACGACGAAACCCCGCGGCCUUCUGAGUAUAACGCGAAUGGUGCAGACCAGAGCUAUAUAUCAUGGAAUAAGGCCCAGGCAGACUCUCUGGCAAACACCAGUGGCCCCCCGCACUCUCUCUUUACGCCAGACGCCGGACACGCUAAGUACAGCAGCACGAAUGCUUUGGCUAGCAACGACAUUACCAGCGACGAAGAUGGCGAGUAUGAGGAAGAGCUGGGGUGCUCUAAAUGCCAUGGCACGAAUUUUAAAGCUGCCCGACUCAAAAUGGGGAGCAGAGGCUAA